GGCCUCGCCUCGCCUGCACAGACACAAGAAGAGAGAAGGGAAUACAUCUCCAACUUAAGAGAGCUGCUAUACAGACCUCACCAUGCGGUUCAACACGCUCAUCUUGCUGAGUCUGACUUGUGUUUGCCUUGCACUCGCUCAAACGACCUAUGACGACUGCUGUUUGAAGUACGUGAAAAAGUUGGGCAGGAGCACUCAAAGACAUGCAGUGGCCUACAGAUUGCAGGUACCAGAUGGAGGCUGCAACAUCCCUGCUGUUAUCUUCACCAUGAAGAGGGGGCGUGAGUUUUGUGCAAACCCCAGAGAGAAAUGGGUCACAGAUCUGAGAAAGAAGAUUGACAGACACCCAAGGGGUCACAAGAAACCCAUGAAGCCGUACAGAGGCUGAGGGCGUCUGCCAGCUGAAAUGGCCCAGAGUCAUCCCACCUUCAUCUGCCAAAUCUUAUCAUUAAGCAACACACGGUUUUAUGAUGUCUUUCUGGAAUCUAGUCGAUGAGGCUGGCCAAGGAAAUCUUCAAGCAUUACUUUUGCUUUCACUCUGCACUAAGAUAAAGGUCAACGCUUGGGUAGAAUCGCAGCAGCACCUUGUUGUUUGAGGAUGAACUGCUGCCGACGGGCCGCGACAUAUAAACGCCUUCAGUAGCAUGGCUGCUCCAAUGAGAAUACUUUUGUGACCGUUUUCUUGCCUUUUAAUACAUGAGGAAUUCAAUAAGCUGCUUAAUAAAUGGUGAUCAUUGUAAAUGAUAAUAAUACAUGUGUCACGAUCUGUCUGUGUUGUGUUUUGUCUUUUUCUGUCUUUGGUUUCCUGUUUUAUUUUGAAAAGUGUUCACCUCCUGUUUUGCCUGUUGGUUUCUGUCUGUUUUCCCUCCUGCCUGAUUACCCGAUUGUGUUCACCUGGUGCCCCUGUGCUUUCUCCUCCCUCCUCACCUGUCUCUUGUUUGUUUGAUUAGUCCUGUGUGCAUUUAGGUUCUGUGUUUUCUGUUAGUCUUUGUGAGUUCCUUGUUGUUGUUGGACUGUGUUCACAGGGAAGAGUUCUGUUUGUUUCUUUUUAGCCUUGAAAUAAAGGUGCUUUUUCUGAGAAGUCUGAGUUUGUCUCCUGCCUGCUUCGCUCAUCCCUGAUAACAUGUGCUAUUUAGAGUACUUCUUGCAUGAGAUGGCCAUCAAUAAUCGUUUAUAUACAAACACUAAUCAUUAAAUGUAAAUACAUUUGGGAAAUCUGUCUCAUAGAAAAGGAAAAACUCUUGUCUUUUCUGAAAUGUUAAACUGUCUGUCUGUUCAUACAUUUUUUGUAUAUGUAUUUGUUCCUAUAUAAGCAUUAUUUCAAUAAAUGUUGCUUAUCAACCCUA
Molecule: messenger RNA, 1346 nt
Organism: Gymnodraco acuticeps
Lineage: Eukaryota; Metazoa; Chordata; Actinopteri; Perciformes; Bathydraconidae
Gene: ccl25a
Product: chemokine (C-C motif) ligand 25a
Exons: 5
Coding region: 83-388 (101 amino acids)
Biological process (GO): chemokine-mediated signaling pathway; neutrophil chemotaxis; cellular response to type II interferon
Cellular component (GO): extracellular region
Molecular function (GO): chemokine activity; CCR chemokine receptor binding
Source: RefSeq, a predicted model, not a curated record